Molecule: messenger RNA, 2502 nt
Organism: Aspergillus mulundensis
Lineage: Eukaryota; Fungi; Ascomycota; Eurotiomycetes; Eurotiales; Aspergillaceae
Gene: pldA
Product: putative phospholipase PldA
Exons: 8
Coding region: 1-2502 (833 amino acids)
Biological process (GO): cell motility; intracellular signal transduction; phosphatidic acid biosynthetic process
Molecular function (GO): D-type glycerophospholipase activity
Source: RefSeq, a predicted model, not a curated record
AUGUCCCAUUUCAAGGACAAGAUUCAUGACCUCGAGGAGCACUUCAAAGACAGCCAUAUCAAUGAGAAGGCCCACCACCUGAAGCAUAGGGUCGGCAAGUUCUUUAACAUCGUGAACCCAAACCACCGCCACGAUGAAGAGCACGAGAAGGAGACAGACAGAAAGAGGACUGCCGUUUCCGAGUCAAAUCGCUUUGGGUCCUUUGCUCCGGUCCGUCAGGGAAACAAAGUCAAAUGGUAUGUCGACGCUCUCGACUACAUGUGGGCUGUCUCCAUAGCUCUGGAGCAGGCGAAGGAGGUAAUCUACAUCGAAGACUGGUGGCUUUCGCCGGAACUGUUCUUGCGGCGACCUCCUGUCGAAGCCCAAGAGUGGCGGUUAGAUCAGAUUCUCAAGCGCAAAGCUGAGGCUGGCGUUAAGAUUUAUGUGAUCGUAUACAAGGAGGUCAACCAAGCCCUGACGUGUAAUUCUGCUCACACAAAAUACGCUCUUAGGGCACUUUGCCCAGAAGGAAGCCCCGGACAUGGCAACAUCAAGCUACUUCGUCAUCCGGAUCAUAACAUUUUUGAAAAUGCCGCCGAUAUGACUCUAUACUGGGCUCAUCACGAAAAAUUCAUUGUCAUUGACUACAAUCUGGCUUUCAUUGGAGGCAUUGACCUAUGCUUCGGCCGAUGGGACGCGCAUCAGCAUCCGCUUGCUGACGUUCAUCCGUCACACCUCAGGUCGGAGAUAUUCCCUGGACAAGAGUUCAAUAACAACCGGAUCAUGGACUUCCAGAGCGUAGGGGAGUGGCAGUCCAACGAGCUCAGCAAAGCCGAGUACGGUCGAAUGCCGUGGCAUGAUGUCGCUAUGGGUGUGAUGGGUGAUUGUGUCUACGACAUUGCUGAGCACUUUGUCCUCCGUUGGAACUUUAUCAAGCGUGACAAGUAUAAGCGAGAUCCAACCGUUGAUUGGCUUCUGCUCGAGGGUCGCACUGGGCAGGACGAGGACCUCGUCGGCGUCCAGCGCCCAAAGUUUCCAGUCGGUGACUAUGUGCAGCACCCUUACACGCCUCUGAGCUCCAAGAUCCGCGGCGUGCAAGGAUCUUCUACAGCACAGAUUGUACGCAGCAGUGCUGAUUGGAGCAGCGGUAUUCUGGUUGAGCACAGCAUUCAAAACGCUUACAAGGAGAUUAUUGAUAAAGCGGAACACUUUGUCUACAUUGAGAAUCAGUUCUUCAUCACCGCCACUGGUGAUCAGCAAGGCCCUAUCCUCAACACGAUAGGACGGUCUAUCGUUGAUGCCUGCGUCCGAGCGGGCAAAGAAGGAAGAAAGUUUCGAGUAAUCAUUGUCAUACCCGCCAUUCCUGGAUUUGCGGGAGACCUUCGACAGAAUGCGGCGACGGGGACACGGGCUAUCAUGGACUACCAGUACAAGUCAAUCAACCGGGGAGAGCACUCCAUCUUCGGCCAGAUAGCGGCCCAGGGUAUUGACCCGACGAAUCAUAUUUUCGUCUUCAACUUGCGCGCGUACGACCGUAUCAACAAGACCCCCGCGCUAGAGGAACUAGAAAAAGAAGCAGGAGUAACGUUCAAUGACAUUCAACGUGGAGUUGCCGUGACACUUGCGAGCGAGAGCGUUCACCCGUCAGUAGGUCAGGAGGGUGACAAAAAUGAGGUUAACUACGGGGAUGCCGACAAGGAGAAAGAAGAGCAAAUCGCCAAGCUGCAGAAGUAUGAAGCAAAAAACGAAGCUCACAAAUCCCAACCUACCGCUGGCAACAAGGACACUGUUUCCCAUACCACAAUGCUCAACGGCGGCAAAAUGUCCGACGAGGUAUGGGAGGGUAACCCUGAAGCGGAGAAAGAGAACUUUGUUCAGGAAGAGCUGUAUGUGCACGGCAAGGUGUGCAUAGUGGACGACAGGGUGGCAAUCUGCGGCAGUGCCAACAUCAACGACCGAUCACAACUUGGAUACCACGACAGCGAACUCGCCAUCGUUGUCGAAGACCAAGACUUCAUCGACAGCACCAUGGACGGAAAGCCAUACAAGGCUGCUCGCCUUGCAGCAACCCUUCGAAGACAGCUGUGGCGGGAACAUCUCGGUCUCCUCCCAGCGCAAGACUACGAUGCUUCCGAGCACCCCAACGCCCAGCCGCCCACGAUCUGCAUGAACGAGAUCAUCGAGGGCCCAGAAAACGACUUUGUCACGGACCCCUUGAACGACGACCUGUGGAGGACGUGGACCGACCAGGCUACCGUAAAUACCGACCUCUACCGACAACUCUUCCGCACAGAUCCCGACGACAACAUUCGCACGUUCGAAGAAUAUGACCAAUACCGCUCCAAGAACGGAUAUAAGCUAGGCCACUUGUACGAUCCGUACAUACCGGUUCAGGAAGUCCGCGAGAAGCUCGACAAAAUUAAGGGUCAUCUCGUCUGGAUGCCUCUGGAUUUCUUGAAGGAUGCUGAAAUGGCGGAGCCUGGACUGCAAGUCAACCAGUAUACGGAAAGUAUCUACACCUGA